Diospyros lotus (date-plum) is the source of this 3767-nucleotide messenger RNA. Its product is annotated as histone-lysine N-methyltransferase, H3 lysine-9 specific SUVH4-like. The record is from RefSeq and is a predicted model, not a curated record. Gene Ontology annotation, molecular function: protein binding; zinc ion binding; histone methyltransferase activity. Bases 146 to 3340 code for a protein of 1064 amino acids. The transcript has 3 exons. Gene Ontology annotation, cellular component: nucleus. Lineage: Eukaryota; Viridiplantae; Streptophyta; Magnoliopsida; Ericales; Ebenaceae.
GCAUCACUAUAUUCUUUUUGUAGUCUCAACUUCAGCUCCUUCAAGUUUCUUUCAGCGGACGCGGACCUCCCUGACUUUGUCCGUGUCAAUUAUACCCAUUUUUCUGUUGAUUGAUGGUCUUUCUGAUUGUUUUGGUUCUUCAAGGAUGGGGACCUUGUCAAGUGGUGGCCUAUGUGAUGGGGGUUCAAACAAAAGGCUUUUGGAGAAUGGUUACAGCAUCUCUUCAGGUGGUACACAUAAGUACAAGAAGCGGAAGGUUUCUGCUGUUCGCGAUUUUCCACCUGGAUGUGGACGAGAUGUUCAACGUGUAAAUCUGACACCCAAGGAUACUGAGCCAAAACCAUCACUUAGUAAUAAUGACAAUCUGGUGGUUACAGAAGGUGAUUGUCUCAAAGCUUUUGAAAUUGGUAAAGGACCAUUAUUGCAUGAUGUGGCUCAAAGCUUGGGGAAGUUGGGGUUGCCCAACUCAACAGGUGAUUUGGCAGGAAAAGAGGUGGAUGCAGCUGGGAAAGGCAACGGGGUUGAACUGUCCAAUAUUGGGGAGCCUUCAGGAACUGACUUGCAAAUGCCAACCACUUCAGAAGUUAAAGGACCAGAAUUGUCAAAGGAGUUACAUGAAGUGGAAGUUCCAGAUAAAGUAAGCAAAGGAGGUGGAGAGAAAAGCAAAACUGGUUUGGAGAUCGGUUCUAUGGUUGAUGAGAUAGUUCCAGUAGAUGGUGCAAAAGCAUGUUCCCUACCAAAAUGUCAGACUGUUGAUGCCAAACCAUUGGAAAAAACUGCCCUGAAGAGUAAAUUUCCUAAGAGAAGAGUUUCAGCUGAUCGUGACUAUCCUCCAUUUUGUGGAAGGAAUGCUCCGUGCCCAACGGAUGAAGAACGCAUGAGAAUUCUCUUGGGAGCCAAUGGAUGUGAUCCUCCAGAUAAGGCUACUGUGCGGAGUGUAUUGUUAAGGGAGAAAGUGAGAACCAUAGAAGAAAGCAGUUCAGUGAGAGUGGCAGAAACUAUUGAUGUUCAAGAAUUAAAGUGCAAUAUUCGAGCUGGAAAUCCUCAAAGGAGGGAGUUGAAUGGAAAUUUAAACAAACCAAAUAUGAAAUCCCGAAAAGCUUCUAAGCAAGGCAGGCCAUUGGUGGAAACAGUGAGGGCUGAUGUGGAAGGCAGUCCAGUGCCAAAGAUAACGAGGAAUGAUGUUGAAGAAUUGGAUGGGGAUCUUGGGGAUGGAAAUAGCCAAAAACAUAAAAUGGAAGGAAGUUUACCUGAAAUGAGUACCAAGUCAAAAAGAAUAAUUAGAAAGGAUCCUGAGGAUGUUAGUGGGGUUCUAGUGGAGGCGGGGAAGCAAGCUAUGGGUUACUCACGUGGUAAGAAUCUUAAGCGAAAGCCUAUGGGAAAUUCUGUUGCUUUGGAGCCUAAAGUGGAUGUGGUGAUUGUGCAAGGUCUGAUGGCUGCACCAAACUGUCCAUGGAGGCAGGCUAAAGGGGCUGUUAAUGCUAGCCCGAAUAGCAUACUGGCUAGAAGUGAGGUGAAGAAACAUGCUGUCAAGUGCAUCACAGGGGGAGAGAAAUCUAAACGUGUCAGCGGGCAAAAGGCUUAUGAAACAGAUCAAGUGGGAGGGACAUCUAGGAAGAAGAUGUCAACUUCUUCUAAAAAGGCUGAAUCUGAAAGUAAAGGGGUUGUCAAGGAUGAGGAAGAUUUUGCUAUAAAAGAGCAAGAUGAAAGUUCUCCAGCAUGUCAAAGUCUACCUGAAUUUGAAGUAAGCCUGCCUCCUUAUGGUCCCCAAAGUUUGAGUAAUGGUAAUGCACGUAACAAAGUGAGGCAGAUGCUUCGCUUCUUCCAAGCUGUUUGUAGGAAGCUCUUGCAAGUAGAAGAAGCAAAAGUGAAGCAACAAGGGCAACUUAGCAAAAGGAUAGACAUGGAAGCUGCAAAGAUUAUCAGGGCCAAAGGAAAAGAAGUUAACACUGGAAAACAUAUGAUAGGAUCAGUGCCGGGUGUUGAAGUAGGUGAUGAGUUUCAGUACAGGGUGGAGCUUGCUCUUGUUGGCAUUCAUCGCCUCUAUCAAGCUGGUAUUGAUUACAUGAAACAUGAGGGAAUGAUCAUUGCAACAAGUAUUGUUGCCUCAGGUGGUUAUCCAGAUGAAUUGGACAACCCUGAUGUGUUAAUAUACUCUGGCCAAGGUGGAAAUGUCACAGCCAAGGAUAAAGAACCUCAAGACCAGAAACUUGAGAGAGGGAACUUGGCUCUGAAAAAUAGCAUAUCAGUAAAGAAUCCCGUUCGGGUAAUUCGUGGGUUCAAAGAGAUGAAAACUUCUCACUCAGAUUCAAAAGCCAAGUUAGCAUCAACCUACACAUAUGAUGGCUUGUAUAAAGUGGAGCGGUACUGGCAUGAAGUAGGAUCACAUGGUAAGCUGGUUUUUAAAUUUGAGUUAAAGAGAGUCCCAGGCCAACCAGAACUUGCUUGGAAAGAAGUGAAAAAGUCAGCUAAAUUUAAAGUACGGAAAGGUCUUUGUGUUGAUGAUAUAUCAGGAGGGAAAGAGUUAUUUCCUGUUUGUGCUGUGAAUCCAAUAGAUGGUGAGAAGCCACCCAAUUUCAAUUAUGUAAAGGAGAUGAAAUACCCUGAUUGGUAUUGCCCUACUCCUCCUCAGGGUUGUGAUUGUAUUGGUGGAUGCUCAGAUUCUAAAAAAUGCUCAUGUGUAGUAAAAAAUGGAGGAGAGAUUCCAUACAACCACAAUGGUGCCAUUGUUGAAGCAAAGCCUCUGGUCUAUGAGUGUGGUCCAUCUUGCAAAUGCCCUCCUUCUUGCUAUAAUAGAGUUAGUCAGCAUGGUAUCAAAAUUCAGCUUGAGAUCUUCAAAACAGAGUCAAGGGGCUGGGGUGUUAGAUCCCUAACUUCUAUUCCUUCAGGAAGUUUUAUAUGCGAGUAUAUUGGGGAGCUUCUUGAAGACAAAGAAGCUGAACAAAGACACAAUGAUGAAUAUCUAUUUGAUAUUGGCCAAAAUUACACCGAUUGUUUUCACAUGGAUGGAGUUUCUAGUCUCAAGCCUGAUGCACAACCGAAUCCUAGGGAAGUUAUUGAGGAUGGUGGGUUCACCAUUGAUGCAGCACAAUUUGGAAAUGUGGGGAGGUUCAUCAACCAUAGUUGUUCUCCUAACCUUUAUGCUCAAAAUGUCCUGUAUGAUCAUGAGGAUAAAAGAAUGCCUCACAUAAUGCUCUUUGCUGCAGAGAAUAUUCCUCCUUUACAGGAGCUGACUUAUCACUAUAAUUAUUCAGUUGACCAGAUUUGUGAUUCAAAUGGCAAUAUUAAAGUCAAGAGCUGCUACUGUGGUUCUGCUGAUUGCACUGGCAGGAUGUAUUGAGAUAAAGAUGUCUGGGGUUUCAAGCAGUGGAUACUUUGUUUCUUAAUAUGGGAAGGCCCAACUUCGAUGGAAGCAGAUGAGAGGAAGCUUCCAUAAGAAGUGUUAAAGAUGUUUGUUGGGAUCAUUCUGAUGUGCCGACAGCUCAAACUUUAUGUUGUAUGUAUAGUGACAGUGGUUUGUAAAGACUUAUUUUGGACGAUCCUAUGUUACCUGUAUGGAGCUACAUGGCAGCAAUUUUUCAACCCCAGUACGUUGGCUUCACAAAGAGCCUGGUGGAGUGCUGCUCUCCUCUGUAGGUUAGGUUGCCUUGGGAGAAUGAAUCAUCUGCCAAUAUCUGUUGUUAAGUGAACUGCAUGGGAAAUCUGAAACUGUUACUUGGCAUGGCAUUUCUUUUCUGCAAAGAAAUUAGGGUGCAUUUUGAUUUCAA